AUGCGUAUUACACUGGCCCUCGCUGUUGUCCUUGCUGGCACAGUCGCCCAGGCUGCGUCAACACUCUUCUGGGGCGGUACCAUUAUUGCAUUUGACAGUGACAAUGAAUCCCUCAAGGUGAUCAGAAACGGCUCCCUUCUCGUGGUGAAUGACCGCAUUGCUGCCAUUCAUGAUCAUUCACAACAACCCUACGAGGUGCCAGCAGACACAGUCAAGAUAGAUGUCACCGGCCAGAUCAUCACGCCAGGGUUCAUUGAUACCCAUCGCCAUAGCUGGCAGACGGCAUACAAGACUAUUGGAUCCAACACCACGCUUCUUGAAUACUUCUCUCGGUACGGCGAGUUUGCCGCCGCAUCCAGCUACCGGCCGGAAGACGUCUACUUGGGCCAGCUGAUGGGGCUCUAUGAAGCCUUGGACGGCGGCGUGACGACUCUUCUGGACCAUGCCCACCACACAUGGUCAAACGCGACGGCCUAUGCUGGCCUAAACGCAAGUGUAGAAAGCGGAGCUCGUGUUUUCUGGUCUUACGCGUUUCAUAACAUCCCCAGCCUCAACUAUACUAUCCCAGAGCAGAUACCCAACUUUCGCGAGAUCGCUGAGAGUAACGUCCUUGACAAUACAACGACAGAACUCGGCAUUGCCUUUGACUUUUGGGGUCCCGACCCGGAUGUCGCCGUGGUUCAGCAGAUUGUUAACCUCGCUCACCAGUAUAAUGUCUCGGUGGUAACAACACACUGCCUUAGUGGUCCUUGGGGCAAUAACAACCUGCCCGAAGAUGUUCAACGGUUUGAUAUGCUCAACGGCACGAUUCCCAUUGUCUUCUCGCACGCAAGUUUUAUUACGGCGCAAGGUGCGGAGCUUCUCCGUUCUACAAACCAAUACGUCUCCAUUACCCCCGAGUCAGAGAUGCACUAUGGCCACACUCACCCGCACUCCUACGUACUUCAAGACCAGGCUGCUCUCGGUGUCGAUACACACUUUACAUACUCUGGCGAUAUUCUCACCCAGGCCCGUCUGUGGCUGCAGUCGGUGAGAUACUACUUUUCGUGGGGUGUUUUGCAGGACUGGGGCUUGCCGUCUCGGAACCCAAUGAGUGUCGACCAGGCAUUCAAGCUGGCCACUCGCGCGGGAGGGCUUGCGCUGCGAAGACCCGACCUGGGUGUCAUCCAAGUCGGCGCCAAGGCAGAUGUUGUGGUUUGGAACGCACGCAAGUCUCUGUCAAUGGUGGGAUGGGUAGACCCUGUCGCGGCGGUGAUUCUCCACGCGAAUGCAGGCGACGUCUUGGACGUCAUGGUGGAUGGAAAGUUUGUCAAGCGACAUGGAGAAAUCGUAGCCAAGCAUUAUCAGGCUACCCGCGCCAGGUUCUUGUCCAGCGCCCGCAGGAUCCAGCAGACAUGGCGAGAGAGGCCGUAUCCCCAUUUCGAGGGCGAAUCCGCAGACGGAUUUCCCUACAAGGCACCUACCAUUGCGGACACGAGCCGAGGCGACGGGGACGGAUACGGAGAGCUGUUUGUCAACUAG
Messenger RNA from Metarhizium acridum CQMa 102, 1521 nucleotides. RefSeq lists its product as uncharacterized. The record is from RefSeq and is a predicted model, not a curated record. Gene Ontology annotation, cellular component: cytosol. Gene Ontology annotation, molecular function: deaminase activity. Lineage: Eukaryota; Fungi; Ascomycota; Sordariomycetes; Hypocreales; Clavicipitaceae.